This is a messenger RNA of Kalmanozyma brasiliensis GHG001, 723 nucleotides long. Its product is annotated as Peptidase C12, ubiquitin carboxyl-terminal hydrolase. Gene Ontology annotation, molecular function: cysteine-type deubiquitinase activity. Lineage: Eukaryota; Fungi; Basidiomycota; Ustilaginomycetes; Ustilaginales. Gene Ontology annotation, cellular component: cytoplasm. The coding region runs from base 1 to 723 and encodes 240 amino acids. Gene Ontology annotation, biological process: protein deubiquitination; ubiquitin-dependent protein catabolic process. The record is from RefSeq and is a predicted model, not a curated record. The transcript has a single exon.
AUGACCGAGACCAGGAUGAAGUGGGUACCCCUGGAGUCGAACCCGGAACUUUUCACCAGCUGGUGCUCGUCCAUGGGCCUCGACACGUCCAAGUACGCCUUCCACGACAUCUACGGCACGGACCCUGACUUGCUCGCCAUGGUCCCGCAACCGGUCGCAGCUGUUCUGCUCCUCUUCCCCAUCACGCCCUCGAUGGAGGCGCUGCGUCAGCAGGAGAACGAAGCCGCCUCUCCCGCCGCUGCCGGCUCUGACAUCCUCUGGUUCAAGCAAACCAUCGGAAAUGCGUGUGGUACGAUCGGGCUGCUUCAUGCGCUCGCCAACUCAACCGCAACAUCGUCCAUCAAGCCCGAUUCACCACUGGAUACACUCUUCAAGAAGGCAAGAACGACAGAUGAUGCAGACGAAAGGGCAGACAUCCUGGUGAACUCGAAAGAGCUCCAGACGGCACACGAGACGACGGCGAGCCAAGGGCAGAGCCAGGCACCCGAGGAUCUCGACAAUGUGCUGCUCCACUUUGUGUGCUUUGUCCGGAGCCAAGAUGGCGAGCUGGUCGAGCUCGACGGAUCAGGAGGUAGGAAGGGUCCGCUGAGGAGAGGCAAGAAGGUCGAAAGUCAGGAAGACCUCUUGCCUGUGGCGGUCGAGUUUGUCAAGGACAACUACAUGGCGCUCAAUCCAGAGGAGGUCAACUUCAACCUCAUUGCGCUGGGACCCUCUUUCGACUAG